This is a messenger RNA of Polyodon spathula (Mississippi paddlefish), 1404 nucleotides long. RefSeq names its product scavenger receptor cysteine-rich domain-containing group B protein-like. Lineage: Eukaryota; Metazoa; Chordata; Actinopteri; Acipenseriformes; Polyodontidae. Gene Ontology annotation, cellular component: membrane. The annotation marks the transcript as partial. The transcript is spliced from 4 exons. The record is from RefSeq and is a predicted model, not a curated record.
UUCUUAUUGAUUCAACACUUUGAGUUGUUUCUUCCACUUAAAAAAAUGUCUUCCUACCUGGUAUCGGUAGUGAGAUACAUUUAUUGCAAAUCACGCUGGAUUUGAAGGGCUUUACACAAGCCACAGUUUAAGAGCUACAGCUGCAAUGCAUUUCUCUAAUCAUACGGUUUAAUUUGUGAAAGAAGUGGCCAUUGGUUAAAUGCUGAACGUAAAUAAAAGAGAACAAGCGAUCAGCAACAACAUGAGAUUUCUGAAACACUUCAGAGUAACAGAACAAGAAGUGAGUCAGUUUGCAAUGCACACAUUUCCGAUGUGAUGACAAGAUUGCUGUUGCUCCUGAACCCGUCCAGAAGAAAUGUUUUUAAUGAUUGUUGUGUAAUAAAAUGGUAUUCGCUUUUCUGUUGAAUUAAUCUGACUGUGGUUUCGUUGAUAAAUCAGCAGCUUUCGGUGGGUUAGUUAAUCAACAAUAUUCUCUUCAAAGCCACACAGACACUUUUAGUUGAAAGAUUCAAGUAAUUAAUGUCAAAGGGUGAUGUCACAGAAGUGUUUUAAUUUAAAAAAAUUAAUACAUCUGUGCUAAUGUUGGAGUGAAAUGCUUUGAGAAUAUAGUUUCAAUUCCUAUACAUCCAAACAGAAUUAAGGGGGGUUGUUACAGACUAACACAGGUAUUAGAAAAUUGAAAAUAUUCUAAUACAAAUUAUAUAGUGUAUAACAUAUUACUAUGGACAAUCGUUUGACAGUGAAUGUCUGUUUUCAUAUCUUGCUUAAUCAAGCUUACCGGUGUUGUAUGGUGAAUGAGGUUUUCUUCACCAUGGGUGUGGUUGCUGCUGAUGCUUGGGGGUGGUCCUUGGGUAGAAGAUUUAAAGUGAGGCUUGUUGUAUGUCUCUUGAAGUAAGGCACACCUGGGACACCUGCUUCACAUCAGAGCGGUCGAAGGAAAAGCAGGACAGUUACUGUAGCCUCAAAAGCAGAGGGCACUCAUUAGAAUGGGUCAGAGACCCUUGUUGUUUCUCUUUCUGGGGGCCAUAGAAAUAACUCUAUGGAUUGGCAUCGCAUCUGACAAUGAUGCUGUGAGGCUGAUGGGUGGAGGCAGUUCCUGUGCUGGAAGAGUGGAGGUUUAUCACGCUGGAGAGUGGGGGAAAGUCUGCGAUCAUAACUGGAACAUUAAAGAUGCUGAAGUUGUGUGUAAGCAGGUGGGCUGUGGCCGCGCUCAGUUAGCACCGCGCAGCGCUCACUUUGGAGAAGGAUCUGGACGCGUCUGGCUGGAUAAUGUUCACUGCAACGGCUCUGAGUCUGCCCUGUGGAACUGCCCUUCCAGCGGGUGGGGUGUGCACGACUGUGGAGUCCGUGAAGAAGCUGGAGUGGUCUGUACAGGCUCUGAAUCCUUGAGGCUGGCUGGUGGAG